CAAACACAAAAAAUACGUCUUAAAUCUAACCUAAGACAAUAAAGUUUCUAUCCUAAUACUAAUUUGUGUGUCAAGACAACAUAUUUCUUUCUUAUAAUAGUGUUUAUCUGUGGCAUAUUAUAGAGAAGAAUUAAAUAUUGUUUACGAUAUUGUUUAUUGUUUAAUAUAGGAAAAUAUUACCGAACUGAGGUUUACCAUCAAGUAUCAAUAUAAUUUUUUACAAUCUUUUGGAGUACAGUCAAUUUUGUCCUUUGACUAUGAUUCAAUUCAAGUUUGCAAUUAGUGCCUAAGUUUGAGUAGGCUAUUGCUUAUUUACUCCAGUUAGACAUCUAAACAUAGUAUUGUAGGAAGAUUAAAUUUUGCCAUGGCUUUUGUAAGCUUGCUAAUUAAACGCAUUGGAGGUAUAAUACCAAAGCCUUCAAUAAUUUCCACUCAAUUUGCACAAAGUGGAACUUCAGCCAAAGAUUUUAAUAGUGAGCAUGAAGACGUCGAAAGCUGCAAUGAGGAUUCUCCUGUUCCAGAUAUGGAAAACCCUUUCCAGAAGGAGAGAAGGUUAUGUAUAUUGUGUAAGAUGAAUAUAACUCCUGAUUACAAGAAUCCGAAACUUCUCUCCCAGUUCGUAUCUAUGUAUACUGGAAAGAUUUAUGGCCGACAUAUCACAGGACUUUGUAAAGUACGCCAAGCACAAGUUGAAAAGGAAAUAGAAAAGUCACAGAAUGCAGGACUGAUGCCAUACUACCUGAAGGAUCCAGCCUUUAUGCAAGACCCUCAGCUAUUCAACCCUGAUACACCAUUUAGAAACCAUCCUUACUGAAACAACAGUACUCUUAUUAGUAGAAUAAAUCACGUAUUUUUGUUCCAAA
This is a messenger RNA of Homalodisca vitripennis (glassy-winged sharpshooter), 863 nucleotides long. It is a transcript of the gene mRpS18C, whose product is annotated as 28S ribosomal protein S18c, mitochondrial. The coding region runs from base 365 to 814 and encodes 149 amino acids. The record is from RefSeq and is a predicted model, not a curated record. NCBI's taxonomy places the organism in Eukaryota, Metazoa, Arthropoda, Insecta, Hemiptera, Cicadellidae. Gene Ontology annotation, cellular component: ribosome; mitochondrial small ribosomal subunit. Gene Ontology annotation, molecular function: structural constituent of ribosome; small ribosomal subunit rRNA binding. The transcript has 4 exons. Gene Ontology annotation, biological process: mitochondrial translation.